AUGUUCCGCAUGCGGCGUUAUCGACUGUUUCUGAUCGUGGCCCUGCUGGCAGUGGUCACGGUCUACCAUCUCACCCGGGUCCAUCGCUGGGAUGGUUCAGCCUUGGAGGGCCUGAUCGGAUACAAGCCUGAUACUGGCAAGACGACCGUUCCCAUUUCUGACCCAGCACACGCACCCGCACCCGCACCCGCACCCGCAUCAGACCCUGUUGCACCUGUCGCCCCGGAGGCAGAUGAAAAACCAAAACCAGCCACGAACUCGAGCCCUCCGGUUGCGCCGACGGUAGAAUCCCACGCGGCGGCUGUUCCUGACUCCUCUGAGCAUGUCACCACUCACUCCACCUCUGCUCCCUCUAAGUCGGUGUCCACGAUAACGGGCGACGAGCUUCUCGCAAAACAGCCCAAUUUCGAGGAGGAUUUCGGCGAACAUGGUCAAGGUCGGUACGAGGUAGUACCUCGACCGUCAGACCAACCAAGAGCAUACUGGAAACCACAGAAGGAGCACUUCCCGUUACCGGCAGAAAGCCUGAUAUCUUUGCCGACAGGGCAGCCAAAGGUUCUGCCCAAGAUUCAGCACAGCUUUAGCCGCGAGUCAUCGUCGAAGAAGGCCGAGCGGGUGCGGCGACAGGCGGCAGUUCGCCAAUCAUUCAAACACGCUUGGAAUGGCUACAAGAAUCUGUCGAUGCCUCACGACGAGCUUAAACCGCUCUCCCGGGGCGUUGGAGAUCCGUUCAAUGGCUGGGGAGCAACACUGGUAGAUUCUCUGGAUACUCUUUGGAUCAUGGGACUGCGCGACGAGUUUGAGGAAGCUGUCAAGGCCGUAGGGGAGAUCGACUUCAAGACCUCGCCUCGAAAGGAUAUCCCUCUGUUUGAAACGACAAUUCGCUACCUUGGAGGGUUGCUUGCUGCAUACGAUCUCAGCUCGGGAAAAUACCCUGUGCUGCUGGACAAGGCGGUCGAACUUGCCGACAUCCUCAUGGGCGCAUUCGACACUCCCAACCGGAUGCCCAUCACAUACUACAACUGGGCUCCGUCAUAUGCUUCCCAACCACAUAGAGCCGGAGCACAUACCGUGCUUGCCGAAUUGGGUUCACUUUCAGUGGAGUUUACUCGGCUGGCUCAGAUCACUCACGAGAACAAAUACUACGAUGCGAUUGCCCGCAUCACCAAUGCUCUCGAAGAGUGGCAAAGGAAGACGACACUGCCGGGUCUCUGGCCCUUAAAGGUCGAUGCAUCUGGGUGUCGUAAACCUGAAGUCGUCCGCAAUGCAGACGGUGUUGAUGAAUCUCCUCUGUCUGUGGCCGAGAGUGCGGGUGAAGAUGCGGAUGAUCAGGACACUCCUGCCCCAGCCGGAAACACUGGACCAGACUCAAAGCGGACGGUGAAACGGGAAGCACCACAGCCUCAUGCAGGGGUUGACGCCGCUCCGCCGAAAGAGGUCGUCGAUGACCUCGGAGGUAAAUUGGUGCCAGUAGACAACGAGAAGUGGGAGGGAGACUAUGCCACUGUCGACUGUGAACCGCAAGAAUUAAGCUUCGAGCCUCAUUCGACCAGUCACACAUAUGGAAUCGGCGCCAUGGCGGACUCGACCUAUGAGUAUUUGCCUAAGGAGUAUGCACUGCUGGGUGGCCUCCGUCCACAAUACAAGUCCAUGUAUCUGGAUUCAAUGACUGUGGUUCGAGAGCAAUUGCUGUACCGACCCAUGACGAAGGAGAACGAGGAUAUUCUUUUCGUGGCCAAGCAAAUUAUCUCGCCCAAAGCGACCAAAAAGUCGAAGAAGAAAGUGACCAAGUAUGAGGGCACACAUUUGGGUUGUUUUGCGGGAGGUAUGUUUGCGUUGGGCGCCAAAAUGUUUGGCCUUGAAGAAGAUAUGGACAUUGCUGCGAAGCUCACUGAUGGCUGUGUCUGGGCAUACGGCUCCACACCAAUAGGGAUUAUGCCGGAGGAAUUUGAACUGGUGCCAUGUGACAGCCGCACUGCUUGCAUCUGGAACGAGAGCAAAUGGCACGAGGCUCUGGACCCACGUCGUGAGGAAAGAUUCCGAGCGGUGGAAGCCUAUAACAGGGAGCAACAAUUGUUACACGAACAGACAGUCGCUCAUGGCGCGGAUCAAGCCGACGAGGCUGAGUCUAGUGGAGCAGAGUCGGAGCCUUUUAUACCGCGGGUACCACUGUCGCAUGAAAAGUACGUGGCUGCGAGAAUCCUCGAAGAAAGACUGCCACCAGGGUAUACCUCAAUCAAGGCCAGAGAUUACCGUCUCCGACCCGAGGCGAUUGAGUCGGUCUUUAUCAUGUAUCGCCUGACUGGGGACGAGAGCUGGAGGGACAAAGGCUGGACCAUGUUUGAUGCGGUGGAUAAAGCGACCAAGACCGAAAUUGCCAAUGCCGCGGUGAAGGAUGUGACCAGCCAGCUGAUGGAGCAGGAUGAUACUAUGGAAUCUUUCUGGCUGGCCGAGACGUUGAAAUAUUAUUAUCUGCUAUUCAGCGAACCGGAUUUGAUUAGUCUGGACGACUAUGUUUUGAACACUGAGGCACACCCAUUCAAACGGCCGAGGUGA
This is a messenger RNA of Exophiala dermatitidis NIH/UT8656, 2556 nucleotides long. RefSeq names its product mannosyl-oligosaccharide alpha-1,2-mannosidase. Gene Ontology annotation, molecular function: calcium ion binding; mannosyl-oligosaccharide 1,2-alpha-mannosidase activity. The coding region runs from base 1 to 2556 and encodes 851 amino acids. Gene Ontology annotation, biological process: carbohydrate metabolic process; N-glycan processing. Gene Ontology annotation, cellular component: Golgi membrane; endoplasmic reticulum. The transcript is spliced from 2 exons. The record is from RefSeq and is a predicted model, not a curated record. NCBI's taxonomy places the organism in Eukaryota, Fungi, Ascomycota, Eurotiomycetes, Chaetothyriales, Herpotrichiellaceae.